AUGUCGCCAUUCGUCUUCGCAGCCUCCAAAACGGCCCUCAUCACCGGAGGAGCAUCAGGCAUCGGCCUCGCCGUCGCCAAGAAAUGCCUCGGCCACGGGAUGAAGGUCCUCAUCGUCGACAACAACGAUGACUUCCUAGCCUCGGCACGACGCAGCCUAGGCGAAGACGUCUUGACCUCCAAAGCAGACGUCAGCAGUCUCGAGGAUUGGGCCCAUCUCAAGAAACGCGUCGACAGUGAUUUCAAGGGCCGCAUCGACUUCCUCUUCCUCAACGCCGGGAUACAGCCCUCCUCUAGCUGGGACGACCCCUCCACGUUUCACACAAUCUUUAACAUAAACCUCUUUGGCGUACUCAACGGCCUCGCAACCUUUACACCUGCCGUCUCGUCUUCCACCUCCCCCUCCGCCAUCGUAAUCACCGGCUCAAAACAAGGCAUCACAAACCCGCCCGGAAACCCAGCCUACAACGCCAGCAAAUCCGCCGUCAAAACCAUCGCAGAGCAUCUAUCCUACGACCUCCGAGAUUCAUCCACCGGCGUCUUCCUCCUCGUGCCCGGAUGGACCUUCACGAGCCUCGGACGCAGCGAAGAGGAGCGCGCAGGGGAGAAACCCGCUGCAGCGUGGACUCCUGAGCAGGUUGCGGAGUACCUCGAGGCGCAAAUGGCAAAAGACGAGUUUUAUGUGAUUUGUCCCGAUAACGAGGUGACGGAGGAGAUGGACGCCAAGAGGAUGCUUUGGGCCGCGCAGGAUGUUGUUCUGAGGCGGCCGGCGCUGAGCCGGUGGAGGGAGGGCUUCAAGGAGAGUUUCGAGGGCUGGGCGAGGUCUUGA
Colletotrichum godetiae is the source of this 828-nucleotide messenger RNA. RefSeq lists its product as uncharacterized. Gene Ontology annotation, cellular component: intracellular anatomical structure. NCBI's taxonomy places the organism in Eukaryota, Fungi, Ascomycota, Sordariomycetes, Glomerellales, Glomerellaceae. The transcript is spliced from 2 exons. Gene Ontology annotation, molecular function: oxidoreductase activity, acting on NAD(P)H, oxygen as acceptor. The coding region runs from base 1 to 828 and encodes 275 amino acids. The record is from RefSeq and is a predicted model, not a curated record.